Molecule: messenger RNA, 3396 nt
Organism: Thermothielavioides terrestris NRRL 8126
Lineage: Eukaryota; Fungi; Ascomycota; Sordariomycetes; Sordariales; Chaetomiaceae
Exons: 1
Coding region: 125-3259 (1044 amino acids)
Biological process (GO): cytoplasmic microtubule organization; spindle assembly; microtubule nucleation
Cellular component (GO): centrosome; equatorial microtubule organizing center; gamma-tubulin complex
Molecular function (GO): gamma-tubulin binding; microtubule minus-end binding
Source: RefSeq, a predicted model, not a curated record
CACGCAACCAACGUUGUCCUGUUUACGGAGUACUUAGUGACGAGCGACAAGCUCCCGGCGAUACGCGCCGCAACGUUUCCAUGGACCCGCAUUGCUCUGGAAAGUUCUGCGCACUCCCAUGAACAUGGAAGACGCAGAAGAUGCCUCGGAUCUCUUCAAUCCUUGGCGACCGUCGGACUGGCUGGACCGGCCCGGCGAUGGCAUCGGAAUCGGCAUCGGCGUUGGCAUCGGCGUGGCCAAACAAGCGACGCCGAACCCUCUGUUCACGCUCCAUGUGCCUGAUACAGCAGCCAGUCUGGAGACACACCAUGGCUUGAUUGGAACUGGGGAGAUCCGGGCUCUCAGCGGGAUCCGGGAUGACAGCCACGCCUUCUUCAAGUUGCCGUCUCUCCUGCGGGAGCUGGCUGACCAAGAACGAGAAGCCAAGCCUCAGACAAAGCCCGCAGCCGAGAAGGCUCAAGUCGAUCCUGAGCCCAAAGCGUCGUCCUCUUUGGACGGCGAUGAUGAAGAAUUGUGGCUCUCGCAGUCCAAUGAUGCGGAGCGUCCCUGUGAGCACAGGACCUGGGAGAGCUUUGAGCAGGGGCACCAAGGGCCGCGCUCGCCAACUUUCAUCACUGAGGCCGGUCCCGCAGCCUUCGAUGCUCUAUUGGUAGCCAGCCAAGACACACAUGACGCCCGCCCAGAUGUGUUGGACGCCGCUGUCUACUGUGCGUUCCUGCGGUCGCUCGCCCUUGGAAGGAGCUCCCGCCUUUUCUCGUGGGACCCUGGCAAGAACUCGUUUGUCAAGACGGCACCGCACCUCAGAGUCUCCGGCCUGUCUCUGGAUCUGAUCCAGGCGAUCGAUAGCCAGUGCCUGUGCUGUGGGAAUUCCGCCAGGCUCCUCCAAACGUUCGCCGACGCGACGACGUACUCUGCCGCCGCCUCUCCCACGAGGGUCGCCCUCGCAGGGAUCGUCGACCGCCUCGUGACGGCUGUCCGCUCUGAACUCAGCGACCACAGCCGCGAUGUCAGGUCGAUCCUGCAGCUGCAGUCUGUCGUUCAGCCCGCCUGUUCAGUCCUGUCCUACUUCAGAGAACUCGUCAAGAAGCUCAGCGAGCAGACAUCCGACGAGGGGAUCCUGUCAUGUUUGUUUCAGGAAGCCCAAGCCUCGGAGUACCGGGACGAGCUCCUGAGGGACCUUACGCGAGAGGUGCUCCGGAUGUUGUCCAAGCCAUGGACCGAUUUUGUCGAGGAGUGGCUCGGUCUCAAGGCCGAAGAAGGCAUCGCCAUGAACAAGGACGGCCCGGGUAAAGGCUUCAUUCGGGUUGCUGACAAAAUGUGGAUCGAUGACCGAGGGUUUGAGCUCGAGGAGGCCGACUAUUUCCUCGAUGAAGACAAAGUGCCCGCCUUCGUCACCGACGAUAUGGCCCAGACUAUCUUUGAGACUGGCCGAAACCUCCGGUUUCUACGCGAAUAUCACCCCGAGCAUCCGCUCACGAAGCCGGACGUGGUGUGCCGGAUGACGCCGCCGAAACUGGCGUGGGAGUUUGACUGGGACGCCAUAUCGAAGCUCGAGGCGAGCGCCAACCGAUACCGGGACGCAGUGUCCCGUGCGAUCCAGGGCAUGCUGCCGGAAGCAGAACCGGAGACGAACUUGUCGUCGCCUAUCAACGGCCUGAAGCCUGGUCCUGUCGAACUCCGAUAUUUUGGGAAGGACGACGCCGAGGUAGAGGCGAACAUCAUCGCUUCGAUGCAGCAGUUAGACCAGCCGCUGGAGGACCGUAGGCCACAGGACGAGCUCACACGUCUUCUCUACGAGCGGCUAUACCGCACAGAGGCCGUGCCACUCGACUCGGGCAUCCUCUCCCCCCAUUGGGACCUAGUGCCAUUGCUGUCCUUCGGCCCAGUGAUCGAAGCACAGGCGAGCCUAGUAAACCAAGAGUGCAUGAAGUUGCUCUUCAGCUCUCACCACUUGCGCAUUCACAUCGACCUCCUUCGGCAAUAUUUCUUACUUGGGAACGGCCUGCUCUGCAGCCGCCUUUCCCACGCGCUGUUCGAUCCAAGCCUCCACACGGCAGAGCGCCGAGCCGGCGUCGCCCUCGGCGGCGGCGUGAUGGGGCUCCGUCUCGGCGGCCGUCAGACCUGGCCGCCAACCAGUUCCGAGCUGCGCCUGGCCCUGAUGGGCGUCCUGUCCGAGUGCUACGAACCGCCGCUGCGGCCGGACCAGACUACGCCCUCGCACGGUGCUGCCAAAUCCGAUCUGCCAGGCGACCUCAGCUUCGCCGUGCGCGACCUCUCGCCCGAGGAGAUCGACCGCUGCAUGGACCCGGACUCGCUCGAGGCCCUCGACUUCCUGCGCCUCUCGUACACGCCGCCCGCCCCGCUCCGCCCGGCCCUGCCGCCCACCCUCCUGCUCAGGUACGACCGUGUCUUCAGGCUGCUGCUGCGCGUGCUGCGCAUGCUCUACGUCGCCAAUGAGCUGUUGGUCACCACCACCACCGCCGCCGCCGCCGCCGCCGCAACGGGCGGGAGCGGGAGCGGGAGCGAAAGUACGGCUUCCGCCGCGCGCUUCCGCUUCGAAGCCCGCCACUUCAUCCGCCAGGUGGCCGCCUACUUCUUCGACGUGGGCAUCGGCGCGCCGUGGCGCCGCUUCGAGCGCUGGCUCGACGCGGUCGAGGCCGAGUGCGUGAACCCGUCGUCCGGCUCUGCGUACCGCGCUAGUCGCACUGGUCCUACUUCUACUACUACUGCUACUACUACUGCUGCUGCUCCUGUUCCUACUCCUCCCGCGCCUCCUGCUCCUACAACGACGACAGCGAAGCGGGCGUGCCCCACCCCGGCGGCGCUGCACGCCCGCCACGAGCAGACGCUCGACGAGAUCAUGGCCGCGCUGCUGCUGCGGCGGCGCCAGGCGCCCGUGCUGCGCCUGCUGGAGGAGACCUUCGCGGUCGUGCUGCGGUUCGCGAGGCUGUCGGCGCGUAGGGGCGUGGAGUCCACGAGCGCGAGCGCGAGCGCGGGCUGCGAGGGUGCCGGUGGGGGAGGAGGAGAGGCUGGGGAGCAGCGGCGCGAGACGGAGGAGGAGCUGUACGCGCUGUUCAGGAAGAAGGUCGAGGUGUUUCUUACCGUGUGCAGGGGCCUCGGCGAGAAGAUGGGUGCCGGCGCGGGAGGGGGGAGGACUGCUGGGAGCGGUGGGGGCGGCGCCGUGGCCAAUCCGGUUGAGCAGCUGGUGGUGAUGGUGGAUAUGUCGGGGUUUUAUUCUGGCAAGAGGGGUGGUGUUUGAACUUGGUGCUAGUGGUGUUUUUUGUAGUUGAUACCCUGAUAUCAGUAGGACGGGAUCGGUUCUGGAAGACAUGUUUGGCGUUGACGGUCUGUAGAACAACGCUUGUCUGGGGGUGGAAGGUGCCUGCGCUCGUUGAU